Molecule: messenger RNA, 4233 nt
Organism: Exaiptasia diaphana
Lineage: Eukaryota; Metazoa; Cnidaria; Anthozoa; Actiniaria; Aiptasiidae
Exons: 1
Coding region: 2409-3110 (233 amino acids)
Source: RefSeq, a predicted model, not a curated record
CUCUCUUCAUGGGCUAUGAUUUCUAUUGUGUUUUGCCUUAUGAAUAUUAAUGAGUUUUAUAAGCAAAUUUACAGACAUACGGGUGUAUCAACUGAAACGACUUGAUUAACGGAUGGAUGAAUGAAUAAAUGAAAGAGCAAACGCAUGGGAGAAUGAUGAUAUAUAAAUGGAAGCAACUUGGAGAAAUUAAUCGACAGACUAAUGGUUGGAUGAUAAACUACAUUGACUAACAGAUAGAUUGAUAGACAACGACUUAAUUGAGCUGACGAAUAUAAUGGAUGGAUGAACGAAUGAAUGAAUAAACAGAGAAAUCAUAAAUAACCUGCGCCCAUGAGUAUGCAGCGAGGAAGAAAGACCGGAUCGAACAAAUGAAUGAAUGAAUAUUGAUCAGGGGGAGUAGCUUUUCAAAUAAUCAAUGAUUAUCAGAAGAUCAAACUUGACGAACGAGGGGAACAGGCUUAUCGUUAUGUACUUUAUCAUGUUUAACGAAGGUGAUCUUAGGAAUCGAACGUAUGAUCAAUUAGAACGCAUAUAUGAGCCGUUCAAUCGAACACAUCAUCGUUACAUGAAUUUUAUCGCGAUCAAAAGUUCGAAUCCAAGGUUAUCGAACACUAAGUCAUACUGGGAAAGUGGACUGUUAUUAAAAAAUUGAAAAUUUACGAAUCAAAGGAAUCGAACAGGCUACAUCAUUUAUUUCAUGCAUGAUAAAAAGUUCUAAAGACAACAAUUAUAAACAAAAGAUGUAAAAAAUGACUCAUUCAAUCGAACGAAUGCAUGCAGUCAGCUGCUAUGUAUUUUAUCGUGAUUAAAUGUUCUAAUACAAGGUUAUGUCACGCGAACACAUUCGAGAAUGAUCUGGAAUAAAUGGAUGAAAAGUAAAAAUCUAAUGAAUAAAAAAUUCAACCCAUCGUGAGCACUUUAACAAGAACAUCCAGGACAUGUAUUCAUCAUGAUCAAAUGUUCUAAUACAAGAUUAUCCGGCAAAAAGAUUAUCUUCUUAACAUUCAAAAAUGAACAAAUGAAUGGAUAGAACUAAUAUAAGGUCACAUGAAUGAAUGAACGAUUUCCUUCAAUUAAUGAACACAUUUUAAUCCUGAGAACACCCGGUUUCAUCAUGAUCACAUGUUCGAUCAUGUUCUAAUUUGAGCCGCGCGGGAUGAUCUAAUUAUAAUGAUUUGAUCUAACCUUAGAAUGAAUGAAUCACCAUAUCAUAUUUGCAUCGUGAUCAUGUGUUCUAACUUAACGAUGAAAUGAAUCAUGAUCAUAUAUUCUAAUUUGAGCAUGAACUACUCAUCAUACAAUUUGAAUGUAUAAAUCAAAUUAUGAUCAGUUGUGUAAAAAAGAUAAGUUUAACACCGUAAAAAAGUAUGGGAAAUAACUUACUGACGUUUCGGAUGUUAAUCCUUCGUCGGAGUAAAGAAAAUUACGAUCAUAUGCUCUAACUUUAACAUGAAAUGAAUCAAAGAUCAUAUGUUCUAAUUUAACGGGAUGAAAUGCAUCACGAUCAUAUGUUCUAAUUUGGGGAUGAAAUGCAUCAUGAUCAGAUGUUCUUGUGGACUAUUUCUAGACAGCCAAAACCGGAAACACUUGCCUAUCAUAAAUAAUUAAAGAUGGUCUCUAGCGAGACAAUGAACCACUUUUGAAUAAAAAUUAGACAGUCAGCCCUUAAAGAGCAAGAAUAUCUGCGGCGAAUAUAUCGCGUAAAAUAUCCUGCUGUGGCAGACCAGAAGAGAUAUGAAAAAAUUAUUUUUAAGAAUGGCGACCUGCCCAUAAAUACAUAAUAUACACAAAUAUGUCGAUUCUUCAUUUUUAGUUUUUUUUUAUAUAUUUAACAACUUCCUGGAUCUCUUAUGAUAAUUUAGAAAUACAACUUAUUUAAAAAUAAAAAUAAAUAUUUGGUAUUAUUUGAGACUUUUAAUUAUAUUUCUAUGAUAAUGAACAAAAAUACGACUCAAUUUUAAUGAAUGUAAAGUUUUUUCCAAGCAUUUUUCAUUGCAUGCAGUAGAAGGUCUUACUUAUCAAAAUCCUAUUUAAAAAAUGCCAUAUGUUUCGUAUUUAUCUGAAACUUUGAAUUAUAUUUCAGUGAUAAUGAACAUAUGCGACUCCAUCUUAAUGUAAUGUGCAGUUUUUUUUAUAAAGCAUUUAUGUACUAGAUGGCUUACUUGUCAAAAUCCUCUUCGCGUUAUCUCACAGUCAAUAUCGAAUGAUGUAGGAUUAAUUGUUAGUGUUAUCAGCCAAUCACAAGCUUUUUUAAUGACAUCAUCUUGAGUUUUGUUACCCUGUUUGCUUAUUCCAAAGGAGCACUGGAUCAGUGGUGUUGGUUUGAGGAGUUAUACACGUUCAAGCCGUUUCGUGGCAACAACGUUUAAAUCCGUGGGCCGACAAGUUUGGACAGAAAUAUCAACAUUAUGGAGUCGAGCGUCGAUUCUUCACCUAAUCCUCCAGUGAUUAUAACACCAAAUAACUCGACAAGCUACCCACGAAGACUAAGAAUGAAAAAACCAAUGUCCCGUGCUUCUCUAGCCACGGAUCGGUUCUCAUGUACAUCGUUUCUAACCGCAGCAAGUUAUAACGAAAGUGACGGAUCUUGGAACGAUCUUCCUCGCUGGCGGUCUUUGCCUAGUAAUCUAGAAGAGGAGGUUUUUUACGAUGAUUGUCCGGACAUUCUACGUGCCUGGUCCAAGUACAGACUCACAAACAUGAGCCGUAGAUAUAAGACCAUGGAUUAUAUAAAUAUGAUGAUUGCGUCAAAGCAAGAAAUGAUGCGAUGCUCAGAAAUAGACAUCGGAUCGAAUCUCUCAACAAUGACGAUACAAGGGCUUUCAGUGAGCCGAGAUCUCUUGUUUGAUCGCGAUGAUUUCUCGGAAAGAGGAUCGCCGAAUGUGACUAGAAGCCCUUCUGAUGAUCGCCUUUCAUGGGACGGAGAUCAAGAUGAAGCAUCACUGAGUUUAACAGAGGCUAAUUUAAAAGAGGCGCUAGCUCGCGUCACUGGGACGACUGUAUCAUGCGAGAGCUUAGAUAAAUCACAUCGAAAGACGAACAAAAUUGAGCAAUGGCUUUUCAAAUGUCGAAGUGCGCCGCAAUCGAACUUCAUAGACACGGAAAUUUAAGUUUACGAGAUAUAGUUUUUUUGACAAAAUGGAUGGAUAGCUUCUUGUUGUUUAGCCGUGUGUAGAGCCAGCCGGCUUGAUGUUUUGAGAGUGCUGUGGUAAUGGAACAGUGAAUUCAUUCAUUGGAAACCAGCUGCGUGGCUCAUUGAUAGCUUUCGCAGUGGAAAAUCAGAAUGCCAAGUAAAAUGUACAGUAAUAUCUAUCACUAAAGCUACAUACAAGUUUAUAGAAAGAAAUGGCAGUUCUUAACAAUUCGGGGUUGGUAAUUGCGCAUCUUAUCGCAUAUAUCUGGUUUGAGUUUCAAGGAUUUAUUGUAAAAAUCAUCGGAAGAGCCUGCGUUAUGGAAUGGACGCACGCAUACAAAACACAAAACAUGAAUUUUAAAUUUUCAAAGGUCCAUGUUUGUGGUUAAGGAAGAAAAUCAUCAACAACAGCAAUAAUUCUGUUCUUAGUCUUCUAACCAUGCUUAUUUAACUAAAAAAAGUGGAAAUGCACGGUGUAAUUGGAUCGAUCCGAUGACUGAAAAGUGGAAGUACAAUGUAGGAAUUUCGCGCUAGAAAUGAGAUGUUUUUCUAUUUAUUUCAAAACAAAACGGAAAAAACCGCGCUACAAGAUUAUGUUUUUAAUCAUAACGUGUUCUACAGAUACGAGAACAAGAGGCGCAUCCAAAAAUGAUGGAGAUAUCAAAAAAUCAAGUAAAAUCUCUCCAGGGUUAAUGAUCAUGAGGAAAUUCCACAUUGCUGUGCGGACGCGCGACACACUCAGCGAAUACCCAGUCUCAUGGUUGAGUCAAUUUUCAAUUCUGAAGAUAAUUUGCCUAUUCAUUCGGCUUUAAAUAGUCUUGAGCUGAAAUUCAUAUCAAAUAUUCAUUCACAAUGAAUCGAAAAUGACCUAGAAGGCAUUUUCUUUGCAUAUGUAUCAAGGAAACGCUAAUUCCAUCAUCAAAAUGUCAAGAAGAAGGUGGAAUGCUUUUGUAAUGGAAACCAACUUUAGAAUUACGAGUGAAGUGAAGCAAUAUUUCUGUCAAGAGCAACAUAGAGAAAUUAAAAUAAUCAUUUAUUAUGCCGCAAAUGGUCUUGAAUAAUGAUUGCCAUAAUUCAAUAAACGUGUCUAUUUACUUUGA